AUGCGUAGGCAGGAGGCUGAGGCUGUAGCGGGAGGGGGGGCUGGGGGGAGAAGCUGGAAGGGGGAGGGGGGCCUGGGAGGCUGGUGGGAGGCUGGAGGCAGCGGCGAGCGCAGCAGGCGAGGCAGGCAAAGGGAGGCUGGGAGAGGGAGCUGGAGGCGGAGGCAGAGGCUGGGAGCCAGGGAGGACAGGGAGACUGGAAAGCGGAGGUUGUACGAGUUGGAUACCGACGACAAGAGGAAAGAGUUCCUUGAUGACCUCUUCAGUUUUAUGCAGAAGAGAGGGACUCCAGUGAAUCGUAUUCCAAUCAUGGCCAAGCAGGUGUUGGAUCUGUACACGCUCUACAAGCUGGUCACAGAAAAAGGCGGCUUAGUGGAGGUCAUCAAUAAGAAAAUAUGGCGUGAGAUCACCAAAGGCCUCAACCUCCCUACCUCCAUCACCAGCGCAGCGUUCACCCUGCGAACACAGUAUAUGAAGUACCUCUACCCGUACGAAUGUGAAAAGAGAGGUCUGAGCUCCCCCGGAGAGCUCCAGGCAGCUAUCGACAGUAACCGCCGCGAGGGACGUCGUCAGAGCUACGGGUCGGCCAUCUUUAACUACUCUCCAAUGGGGACAACCUCCAUCGUCUCCUCCCCCAAGAUGAGCAUGCCUCACCUGGCCAUGUCCACCCUCAAUGGAGCACAUGUGACCCAGGGACACAACAUCAAGAAAGAGGAUGGUCUGAUGGCGGGUUGUCUGUCGGGUCGUGUGGGGGGGGUGCCCAUGUCUCUGGGAGGUCACCCCCAAGCCGUGGCAGCUCAGGCGGCUGCAGCGGUACAGGCUGCAGCGUUGGAGCAGCUGAGGGAGAAGCUGGAGAGCGGGGAGCCGCCGGAGAAGAUGGUGAUGGCCGAGGAGCAACAGAGACUCAUGCAGCACGCGGUGCAGCAGAACCUCCUCGCCAUGGCAACACAGCUUCCCAUGAACAUCAAGAUCAACAACCGAGCUGAGCGGAUGAGAGAUGAUAGACAAGAGACUCCAUUGAACCUGUCUACCAGCGGCAUUAGCAGCAUCAACAUGUCAAUAGAAAUAGAUGGAGUUGUCUACACAGGUAAAUAGAGGGGCCGUUUGCUGAUGUAAUUGCAGGCAGGAAAUUCAAUAAGUUAUAGCAGCACCCUGGCGCUUAGUCCUCCACGCAAUUUGAUGUCUUUGCUAUAAAAUCCAUCGUA
Salvelinus sp. IW2-2015 is the source of this 1202-nucleotide messenger RNA. Its product is annotated as AT-rich interactive domain-containing protein 3A-like. Gene Ontology annotation, molecular function: DNA binding. The record is from RefSeq and is a predicted model, not a curated record. Gene Ontology annotation, cellular component: nucleus. Gene Ontology annotation, biological process: regulation of transcription by RNA polymerase II. NCBI's taxonomy places the organism in Eukaryota, Metazoa, Chordata, Actinopteri, Salmoniformes, Salmonidae.